Molecule: messenger RNA, 1935 nt
Organism: Lachancea sp. 'fantastica'
Lineage: Eukaryota; Fungi; Ascomycota; Saccharomycetes; Saccharomycetales; Saccharomycetaceae
Source: the annotation of a GenBank genome assembly
AUGUCUAAUUCAGAUGAAAAUAGUCUGAGGGAUAGGCAAAUUGCCCUGAUCAAUAAGAUGUUAAUGUUCAACCAGGACACGUCAGCUUACGAUUUAACGUCGGGAUCUGACUUCCAGGAAGUUGUUUGGAAGGCGCUUGUGCUGGACACCAAAGGGACUGCCAUUGUAUCGUCUAUUUUGAGGGUAAACGAUCUGUUAAAAGGGGGCGUCACUGUUCACAGUCUCAUUCAACAGAAAAGAUCGCCACUACCGGACGUUCCUGUUGUGUAUUUCGUACAACCUACACAGGAAAACAUUGACGUUAUCGUAAAGGACUUGAUCGAGGAUAAAUAUGCGGAGUUUUACGUCAAUUUUACUUCAGUGUUGAACCGGGAGCUUUUAGAAAAUUUCGCCAAGCAGGUCUCUGCGUGUGGUAAGAUUGAUCGCAUCAAGCAGGUGUUUGAUCAAUAUGCGGAGUUUUUUGUCACUGAACCGGAUCUUUUCUCUUUGGAACUCCCCUUAGUGUUUCGCCAAUUGAACGAUCCUAAUAGCACCGAAAACUCGAUUAAUAACUUAUGCGAAACCAUUGCCAAUGGCUUAUACGAUGCCGUCAUGACCGUGAAUUCGAUACCGAUAAUUCGUGCACCAACGGGUGGUUCAGCUGAAAUAGUUGCUCGAAUACUCGAAGGAAAACUCAGAGACUACGUCAUAAAUACCAGGGCUAACUCAGAAUCUGUUUCGCACUCAUUAGAAAGAUUUGUGCUGGUUAUUCUCGAUCGAAACAUCGAUUUGGCAUCGAUGUUUGCACAUUCUUGGAUCUAUCAGAGUUUGGUCUUCGACGUAUUCAAACUUGCUAGAAACACAAUCACUAUUCCCACUAAAACAAAAGAAGGUCUCGAGAUCGAAAAGAAAAUGGAUUUGGAUCCUAAAGAUUUCUUCUGGUCUGCAAACGCACACCUUCCUUUCCCAGAUGCAGUCGAGAAUGUUGAGGCUGCAUUGGCUGCAUACAAGGCCGAAGCAGAAGAGAUUACUAGGAAAACAGGUGUUAACGAAUUAAGUGAUUUGGAUCCAAGCGCCAACAAUGAUACGCUGAAUAUCCAAGAGGCCGUCAACAAAUUACCGGAACUGACCUCGAGGAAGAUUGUCAUCGACACUCAUAUGAGCGUGCUAGCCUCAUUGUUAUCUCAAUUAGAGAGCAGAGGGUUAGACGCAUUUUUCGAAAUAGAGCAAGGGCAGGACUCCCCUAAAUCUCGUCAGCGCUUUUUGGAGAUUUUGAAGGACGGCAAGACAAAUAAUCUCGAAGACAAGCUCAGAACAUUCAUUCUUCUAUAUUUGACGUCUACCACUGACCUGCCUCAAAAUUUUAUCAAAGAGGUCGAGGACUAUUUUAAAAGUCAAGAUUUUGAUAUUCGGGCUCUGACCUACAUCUACAAGUCAAAAGGCCUGAUGAAGAUGUCGGCAUUGUCUUUGCAAAAUAAGUCUUUAGAAAGUGAUGGAAUUGGUAAGAGUAAGUCAUCUGGUACAAAUUCUUCCGUAUUACUUUCUGGCUUGUCGAACAAGCUGUACGGGUUGACAGAGGGAAAGAUACAAGGAGGAGUGGGCUCCUUAAUUUCGGGUAUCAAAAAUUUCCUGCCUGAAAAAAAGACGAUACCUGUGACUAACGUUGUAGAGGCCGUUAUGGAUCCUUUGAACAGCUCUCAGAAAAAUUUGGAAACUACCGACAAUUACCUCUAUUUUGAUCCAAAAAUGGUUCGUGGCUCUCAUAGCAAGAAACCAAAACGUCAAUCUUAUACCAAAUCGAUUGUCUUCGUUGUUGGGGGCGGAAAUUAUCUGGAAUACCAAAAUUUACAGGAAUGGGCUCAUUCCCAGCAGGCUAACACCAAAAAUGUGAUCUACGGCAGUACUGCAAUUGUCACACCAGCGAAUUUCGUGGAUGAAAUGGCGACUUUGCAAUGA